AUUUCUUUACUGGUGAGUGGAAAUAUUGACUCUUAUGUGCAAUUGUACAAAUAUUCUCGCUCAUACCCUCAGUGCUUUUACCGAGGUAUCUAGCAAACAUGUCGUAGGAAUAGUAUUUGUUGGCACAGGUUAUAAACCGGGGAGCUAAAUUCAGCACAAUACCGGGUCGGUGGCAGAUGCACACCAUGCAGGUUAGAUGUAAGCUAGAGGCCGCCGGGAUUUUGUUUUGCCACCCAGACUGUGCUUUACGACGGAUGUCAUCUGGUCUCCCGUACGAGUAAUUACGUUUUUCCAUCUACAGUUUUCGCCGUAUACCUGACGGUGUGCGUUUAACGGGCUCGAGUCGUCGGUGGUUCUCCCUCGAGGUGAAGUGAACUGCCCCGCCCCUCCGUGCGCCCCACAAACAGGCAGGGAACACACACACCGCACCGAGCGAGCCCAACCGUAGGUAACGGAGAAGAUGGCAGAGCGGCAACAACAGAAACACGAAGGCAGGGUAAAGAUCGGCCAUUACAUCCUCGGCGACACACUCGGAGUGGGAACAUUCGGGAAAGUGAAGAUCGGAGAGCAUCAGUUGACGGGCCAUAAAGUGGCCGUAAAGAUCCUAAACAGACAGAAGAUUCGCAGUCUCGAUGUCGUGGGGAAGAUCAAACGAGAGAUCCAGAAUCUCAAACUGUUCAGACACCCACACAUCAUCAAGCUGUACCAGGUGAUAAGUACACCCACAGAUUUCUUCAUGGUUAUGGAGUAUGUGUCUGGAGGUGAACUGUUUGACUACAUCUGCAAAAAUGGACGGGUGGAGGACACAGAAGCUCGUCGUCUUUUCCAGCAGAUUAUCUCAGCUGUAGACUACUGCCACAGGCACAUGGUGGUCCACAGAGACCUCAAACCUGAGAAUGUCCUGCUGGACGCCAGCAAGAACGCCAAGAUUGCCGACUUUGGUCUGUCAAACAUGAUGUCAGAUGGGGAGUUCUUACGGACAAGCUGUGGCUCACCCAACUAUGCUGCUCCAGAGGUCAUCUCAGGAAGGCUCUAUGCAGGCCCAGAGGUGGACAUCUGGAGCUGUGGGGUGAUCCUGUACGCUCUGCUAUGCGGGACUCUGCCCUUUGAUGAUGAGCACGUCCCCACGCUGUUUAAGAAGAUCAGAGGAGGCGUCUUCUACAUCCCAGAGUACCUGACCCGCUCUGUGGCCUCACUGCUGAUGCUCAUGCUACAGGUUGACCCUCUGAAGAGAGCCACCAUCAAAGACAUCAGGGAACAUGAGUGGUUUAAGCAGGACCUGCCAGGCUACCUGUUCCCUGAAGACCCUUCAUAUGAUGCCACAGUCCUGGAUGAGGAGGCUGUCAGAGAAGUGUGCGAGAAGUUUGAAUGCACUGAGUCUGAGGUUGUGUCCAGCCUUUACAGUGGAGAUCCACAGGAUCAGCUAGCAGUGGCUUAUCAUCUUAUCAUAGACAACCGACGCAUCAUGACUCAGGCCAGUGAGUUUUACUUGGCCUCCAGUCCUCCCCAGGGCUCCUUCAUAGAAGAAGGCAUGCCACUGCCCCCUGGAGUCAAACCCCACCCAGAGAGGAUGCCUCCGCUCCUGGCUGACAGCCCCAAGGCUCGCUGUCCUCUGGAUGCUCUCAACACCACCCGGCCCAAACCUCUGGCAGUGAAGAAGUCCAAGUGGCACCUUGGUAUCAGGAGUCAGAGUAGACCCUAUGAUAUCAUGGCUGAAGUGUACAGAGCUAUGAAACAACUCAACUUUGACUGGAAGGUGGUGAACCCAUACCAUCUACGAGUGCGGAGGAAGAAUCCAGUGACGGGCAACCUGGUGAAAAUGAGCCUGCAGCUCUACCAGGUGGACAACAGAUCCUACCUCCUCGACUUCAAGAGCAUUGAUGAUGACAUCAUUGAGGCGGUGGGCUUCAAAUCGGGUUCGUCCACUCCUCAGAGGUCGGGCUCCACUGCCGGUCUCCACAGACCCCGACUGAGCAUCGACUCUGCAAGCCCUGCCAUUGAUUUGCCCCAGCUCAGCUCCUCUCUCCCUGGGUCCCUGUCCGGUAGCUCCCCUCAACUCACUCCACGUCAGGGAUCACACACCAUGGACUUCUUUGAAAUGUGUGCCAGUCUCAUCACCACACUCGCACGCUGAGGCCUGACGACUCCUGACCUCGCUGUAACCAGGAUGUCAGUGGGGUUUUUAAGCCAAUUGCAGAUCUGGGAUGUAGGGAGUGGAUGUGUUUGGAAUGGCUUCCUCUUUCUGUCUCCUCUCUAUCUCUCCAGUUGUAUUGGACUGGAUGAAGGAGAGAGAAAGAGGAGGCCUUUGGCAAAUGGAAGAUUAAUAGCUUUUUUUUCUUGUUUGAUGCAGUCCUUGGGUCAGAGUCGUGGUGCUCAAAACAUUGAGCUACAGCUGAUUCUGGGACUGGAAUCUGUGAACUACGUGAGACCAGCAAAGUCAGAAGCAAGAGGCCACAGUUCACAGCUGUGUCGGAGUCAGCAAAGGUCAAGUUCACCAUCACUCCUCCCACUAAUACCUUCAAUCUGUUAUCAACUGCUGAAAUGUCAUCACCCACCAUAACACUUAAUGGCUGGACAUCCUACUGAGUUUGCCCCAGACACUUGAUUGGAGGUCAGUUUUGCUUCUUGUUUAAUAUUUUGAUAUUAUUUUUAAUGUUUAGGGCUCUGGUUGUUAAAAUUGACAUUAAAUCUGUGUCUGCGGGAAUGUCACCACAUGUAAAAUUUUAUUUCAGGUUUUAUAUAAUAUGGUUUGUAAAGAAACAGCUUUUGUUAUUCAUGUAUAUUAUAUUUAUAUUUAAAUCAUAUUCGUAGCUGAAAAUGUUAGCAAACAUAUACCAAAUAUUAGACUUUCUAAUAUUUCUCAAAAAGAAGAUAAUUAUUAUUUAGAUAUCAGAUCCAUAUUUAUUUUUUAGAGAUUGUUUUGUAGGCACUGUAGUUGUAUUAUUUAAGCACUGCAUUGACAUAGAGUUUUAUCCUGAUUUGAGUAGAUUGCAGAUGAUAAAUGAACCUAACCUAAAUGAACCUAGAGAGUCUGCAGGAUAGUAGAGCGAUAAUACUCUGCAUGGUACUGACUGUGUGCUGCAUUUGGUGCUGAAAACAGACGCACCCCAUCUCACAUGACCGUAUUAUAUUAUUAUUAUGUGAGUUAUUUGAAGAGGGAUUAUCUUCACGUAUUUCAAAGACAACAUAUCUGGGCUAUCUUUUUCUUACACAGCCAUCAUCUUACUCAUUCAAUAAUUGUCACAAAUAUGCAAGACACAUACACACACCGACUCCUUUACACUUGAGUUGAGUCCUUAACAAAUGACAAUUAGAGUAACUGUUAAUAUGCCGCUCACCCAUGCAUGUACAGAAUGUAAUUAAAAAAACCUAGCAGGCCUGUGACAUCAGGAGGACAGACAUGUCAUUCUAAUGUCUGAUGUAUUAAAACAAAUCCCCACAUAUAUUAAUUUAUAAGUAAAGAGCAAAAAGCAAGCAGUAAUCAACAAAUUGAGACAAGUUAAUGAAUUCUGUGUCUGCAUUGUGUAUGAAUAAAUAAUGGUGAUGAUGAUAAAGCAGGAGGAAAAGAUGAAGAUGACAAAUCCAUGUGAGAUGGUGCGUAUCUGUUUCGGGAACUGUAUAAGCCACAGAAACCUUUCUCCAGUUGCCUUAAAGAAUGCAACACAGUAAUUCUGUGCAUAUGUACCUGUGCAUAUACGGAGAGUGUGUGCAUGAGCCAGUGUGUGUAUUGGAGAUCAGAUUGGUGGAGUAUGUCACAUGACUGUCAUGUUUUUUACUGACUUAACACUGGUAUGUUAGGAGGAUCUUUGCAGUGGUUUGUGAGAUCAGCAGAGUUUGUACAAAGUGCGAAUCAGAGAACAAAGGGACAAGUAUCAAAACAUGAUGCUUUGGUGUGCUGUAGCUGUUGGAGCUGUUUUCUGUGUGUGUGUGUGUAUCUUCUGUUUAACUGUUGUUGUCCGUUCAGUCUGCACUUUAAAACUCAUUUGCUGAGGUCAGCAGUUUGCAGGUUUACUGUUCAUUGCAUCACACAUUUUGGGUGGAUGCACAAACGUUACUGUAUCUGUUGAUUGUUGUUCUACAUGUAACUGAAUGCCAUGGUGUUAUUACUUUUAUAACUGUUCUGCAUUGUCCUGUCAGUCAUACCAUAGCAGUGUUGUGUAUUGCUGUUGUCUUGGAUAUUUUUUCAAACUCUUUUCUGACUGAAUGUAGAGUGAAAGCUGGUGCUGCUCAGACAAAUCCUCCUCUGUCUUUCUCCCCAGUUAUGUUCUCUUGGUUGGUGUUGUGAUGGAGAGCACUAGACUGUUGCCUUUCUACUGUUCUCAGUAUAACAUAGAGGAUGAAGGGGUAGUUCGUACUCUGCUGUAGACUGGUGUUUGUGAAAAAAACUAUAAAACCAUAUUUAAUAAAUAUUGUAUACAAGACA
Messenger RNA from Lates calcarifer (barramundi perch), 4423 nucleotides. RefSeq names its product protein kinase, AMP-activated, alpha 2 catalytic subunit (gene prkaa2). The transcript has 10 exons. Gene Ontology annotation, cellular component: cytoplasm. Bases 461 to 2134 code for a protein of 557 amino acids. Gene Ontology annotation, molecular function: protein serine/threonine kinase activity; ATP binding. Lineage: Eukaryota; Metazoa; Chordata; Actinopteri; Centropomidae. Gene Ontology annotation, biological process: protein phosphorylation; intracellular signal transduction. The record is from RefSeq and is a predicted model, not a curated record.